AGCAUCAAGAGUGGAGUGUUUUAAGACAAUUAAUGGCAAUGUCUAUUUUACUGUAAUAAAACUUUAAAAACAAACAUUUACCAUAGAGUUUGAUCCCGUCUCUUUUGUGGGACAAGACCAAGAGAAGACUGGAGAGAAGGUUUCUUUCAUUUCCUUAAUCCUUUUCACUCUCCCACUUCCUAGACUGAAUACUCCGCUUGGAGACCUGCCCAUUGAGCUCCCCGACCUUCGAAGCCUCGCCAGCGUCUUGCGCGCUCCCUCCCCGCCACGCCUCCCCCCGCUCGGAGGGUGGAUGUAUCCGGGGACGGUGCAGAGAGGACUCAGCCGGCCUCCAGUGCCAGGCAACACUGAGGCACCGGCGGGCACCGGAGCCGGCUGCGGGACCGCUUCGGCUCCCCGCGCAGCUCCGGGUUUCAGCUGCGGCCGCUGCACGGCGCCGGGUGACUUCGGCCGGCUGCAGCCCGCGGGCAGGUACUUGCAGUAAUUCUACCGGGAAGAUUGUGGUUUUCCAAAGGGCUCCGCGCUUGCCUGAGGUGCUGAGCCGUUGGAGCCCAAAGGCAGACGCGACAGCUCUUUUUUGUUUUCCUUAUAAAAAGUGAACCCAUAACCCCAGCAGACCGGCGCAGCAGAGCGUGGGCAUGCUUGGCACCAGGUGCUAAUCUGUUUGGGACGCAGCGGUGUGACUUGUUUCUGCGAGCAGUAAAACUUGCCAGGGCGGAAAGGAAAAUGAUUAAAUCCAAGUAGCGCGCCGCACUUGUCGGGCGUCCGCACCGCGCGGCGGGACCUCGGGCGAGGGCACCAUGCCACCCCGCUCUCUGCCCGGCCUCGCCCCCGCCGUCGGCGGCAACCAGAGCGGUGUCCUUCCCGAGGGAUCCGGAAGGAACUUCCUGGCCGGCUCCGACCGGACCUCGGCGGAGCUGGCGAUCCGCUGUGUGAUCCCGUCCGUCUACCUGCUCAUCAUCGCGGUGGGCUUGCUGGGUAACGUCAUGCUGGUGAAGAUCUUCAUCUGCAGCCGCGCCAUGCGGAGCGUCCCCAACAUCUUCAUCUCCAACCUGGCCGCGGGCGACCUGCUGCUGCUGCUGACCUGCGUGCCGGUGGACGCCUCGCGCUACUUCUUCGACGAGUGGAUGUUCGGGAAGGUGGGCUGCAAGCUGAUCCCGGCCAUCCAGCUCACCUCCGUGGGGGUGUCCGUGUUCACGCUCACGGCCCUCAGCGCCGACAGGUACAGGGCCAUCGUCAACCCCAUGGACAUGCAGAUGCCAGGUGCGGUGAUGUGGACUUGUGUGAAGGCUGUGGGCAUCUGGGUGGUCUCCGUGCUGCUGGCAGUUCCUGAAGCUGUGUUUUCAGAAGUGGCACAUAUUGGAAGCUUGGAUAAUAGCAGCUUCACAGCAUGCAUACCUUAUCCUCAGACGAAUGAAUUACAUCCAAAGAUUCAUUCAGUGCUCAUUUUUUUGGUCUAUUUCCUCAUACCACUAACUAUUAUUAGCAUUUAUUAUUACCACAUUGCCAAGACUUUAAUUAAAAGUGCACAUAAUCUUCCUGGGGAAUAUAAUGAACAUACCAAAAAACAGAUGGAAACAAGAAAACGCUUGGCUAAAAUUGUCCUGGUCUUCGUGGGCUGCUUUAUCUUCUGUUGGUUUCCAAAUCACAUCCUCUACAUGUAUCGAUCUUUCCAUUACAAGGAGAUUGAUCCAUCACUAGGCCACAUGAUUGUCACCUUGGUUGCCCGAGUUCUGAGUUUUUGCAAUUCUUGCGUCAAUCCAUUUGCUCUUUAUCUACUCAGUGAAAGCUUCCGGAAGCAUUUCAACAGCCAGCUGUGUUGUGGAAAGAAAUCCUAUCCAGAGAGAGCCACCAGUUACCUCCUCAGCUCUUCAGCAGUGCGGAUGACAUCUCUGAAAAGCAAUACCAAGAACCUGGUGACCAAUUCUGUCUUACUAAACGGACAGGGGACCAAGCAGGAAAUGGCGCUGUGAUUUCGAUGAUUCCACUGACUACUUGAAAAGAAUAGACCAAUUUUUGGUUCCUAUUAAGCAGAGCAGAAUUAAUUGGUCCACUUUUACUGUUGCCCAGCUAAUUCAUUAGACUAUUUCAUGACUGAUUCGAAAAAGUUAAGAAGUUUUUUUUUUCUGAGCAGAACUUUACAUUAUAACACUGUAUAGUCAGAGACACACAUGCAUCUCAUUAAAAGUGACUCAAGAGCAAUUUAAUAUGUAUAUAAAUCAAUAUUGCUUUAAGGUUUCGGCUUUUUUUGGAGCAAAUUGUAGUAUAUUUACCUUAAAUUCAUCUUAUUUUAAGGCAUAAAAUAAUUUUAUUGAUACACUGAUUCAAUGAGACAUAAUAUUCAAGCCCAUAUUAUUUGAAAUAUGAAUCAUAUUUUUCUGGUGGACAAAAUUUAUUCAUAACUAGUAUACAUUAUAUAAGAAAAUUCAAUGUAUAAUCUUGUACAGCUUAAUCAUAUAUCAAAACUAUUUAUUGUUGCAUUUUGUGUGAUUAGUCAUAGUUUAUAGAAAUAGUUUAUGUCUGUUAACAUUAGGUACCAUAUAUGAUUAAAACAUGAUGGCAUUUGUUAUUAUGAAUUGUAAAUAAGUAUCCCAUCAAAUGGCUUACCUUAUGAAUGUAAAACAGAUUUCAAAUUGCAAAACAGUGACUCAGAAACUAGCAUGUCCAUAUUUGUAUUCAUUGUUAAAUCCUUAACAAUUGGCUUGAUUCUGUAUAGAUGUGAUAAGAAUUGUAAAAUUCUUUUGUGUUCUCAUUCCAUCUUGCAAUACCCAGCUGACAAGUGUGUGGGAUCUCUUUUAGGCAAUUUUUCUCUGCAUGUUAUCACAUAUUUUUUCUAAAUAAAUGUCCUGAUCUGUGUCAGCAAAAAUA
Molecule: messenger RNA, 2868 nt
Organism: Cavia porcellus (domestic guinea pig)
Lineage: Eukaryota; Metazoa; Chordata; Mammalia; Rodentia; Caviidae
Gene: Nmbr
Product: neuromedin B receptor
Exons: 3
Coding region: 801-1973 (390 amino acids)
Biological process (GO): bombesin receptor signaling pathway
Cellular component (GO): plasma membrane
Molecular function (GO): bombesin receptor activity
Source: RefSeq, a predicted model, not a curated record